AUGAAGGCUGGUUUAACCCCUUUUGGCUCUGAGCUACCGCCUGACAUUCGGCUUCACAACGAAUCGUCUCCGAGCAUACCCAGCUUCACCAGGGCGCUUCCUCCAUUGCCACAAGCCAGAGCGCUCUUCGACCACUUUGUAUGCUGCUUACAGCCAUCAUUCGGCGUCUUACACGUCCCAUCCACUCGAGCAUUGCUAGAGCAGAUAUAUCAGUCCAUUUUGGAUAGCGAGGAGCUGAGCCCCGCUGGGCUGGCUCUUCUUUUCAGCAUAUUUGCGGGAGCUGCACUGGCAUGGACUCCUCAGCUCCUUGAUACGCUCCACUCCAGCAAAGACGAAGCGAAAGCGUCUCUAAAUGCCUACGUCCAUGUAGUCCUUUUGAUUGUGGACACGAAACUUCAGGAUACUUCCCCGUCAACUCUUGCGCUUCAAGCAAUAACUACAUUGUGUCAUGUCCUCUCUCAUAUGGAUGGCUUUUCCGAUAAAGUUAACAUGCUACGUAUUCGAACCCUCUUGAUGGCACGAAGCGUGCAACUUCAUCGGCUGGACACGGCUAGGAAAAGAGAUGAAAGGAGAGCGAAGGGGUGCAAUCCCAUCGAAGUAGAGGUACAGCGACGCAUCUGGUGGCAUAUGGUAUCUUCUGACUGGCUUCUGUCCUUAGCUGGCGGUGCCAACGAGGGUGCCUAUCUCGUACAACCGAAGCAUAUGAACGUCAACUACCCCAGUAAUGUUGAUGACGAAUCAAUACCCACUUCAGGUACACCAUAUGAUCUCCCUUUGACCGUUCCGACCUCCAUUACGGCCUUUAUUUUUCGCAUACACCUUGCCGAACUCUGUCGUGAAGUCGUUGAUACAAUGCCGUCGUUGUUGCUCGAGUCUCCCGAGUUGUCCGCCCACGACGUGGACUACGACUUGAUACUUGCGGUCGACGCAAAAUUUCAAACAUUACUCAGUGAAAUGCCGAUAUUUUUCAAACUAGAUCCCACAAGCAUUCAGCAAAGCAUGGGUCUUUGUCGGGAGCGUCCUUACAUCCCAUGGCAAAGAAUAUUUCUGCAUUUUGGUGUUCAUACUCGGAUAUGCCGGCUGCAUCGCCUAUUCCAUCUGGAGGGCCUCACCAAUCCAAAAUAUGCAUAUUCUCGAGCGACAUGUGUACGUUCGGCUGAGACUGUCCUAAGCCUUCGUCGGUCCAUGGACAACGCCGGUGCACUGAUCAAUCUUAAGCCUUCACGGUUUUGGAUGGUAGUCCAGCACGUUUUCCUUGCUGCUAUCAUCCUGGCAACCGAUGUCUCCUUGAACCCGAAUGCGCCCGAAGCAGAAGCUCGCAAGACAGAGGUAUUGGAAGCAUGCGAUAUGCUCGAAAAAUCUCAGAACGAGUCUCAUACGCUGAAGAAUGCAAUACAGAAGAAUACCCAAACACUGAUGAUGAUUCUUCAAAAUCAACCCUCGUCUGCAAAUAGGCCACCACCACUUGAUGCCACGACGAAUGAACAAAGGUGCCUUGGCCGUACCAUUGUCACUGGGAAGGGCCCCGCUGUAGUUGAAUCUACUGCAACAUCCCUGGUGGCAGAUACGAACAAUUUUCAAUCGAGAUCGAUGGAUGGUGAAACAUGGAGAUGGCCAAACGGACUUCCGAGUCAGCCGGCAGAACCAGAAACAUGGGGUCAGCUAUGGUCGGACAUGUUCAACGCUGGCCUGGAUGUGGACAUGCCCCAGUGGAGUUCACUUCUGGAUGAUAUAACAUUCACGGAAUUUACCGAACUCUCUAGUUGA
Messenger RNA from Aspergillus terreus NIH2624, 1767 nucleotides. Its product is annotated as fungal specific transcription factor domain-containing protein. NCBI's taxonomy places the organism in Eukaryota, Fungi, Ascomycota, Eurotiomycetes, Eurotiales, Aspergillaceae. Bases 1 to 1767 code for a protein of 588 amino acids. The record is from RefSeq and is a predicted model, not a curated record. The transcript is spliced from 2 exons.